GGUUUGUCUGGGGGGGGGGAGGGAACACAGAGAGGAGUGUGUGUGUGUGUGUGUGUGCGUGCCCUUUCUGUAGAGAGGGAAGGCAGAAGGAGGGAAACAGGGUUUGGGGAUGGCAGUUGGAACUGAGCAGGGUUCUUGGAGCCCAACCCAGUGAAGUGUGUGUGUGUGCGAGCGUGCGCCUGGAGCCGCGGUGCAGAGAACGCGCUCGUCCAGCGGCCGAGCGGCACGACAAUGAGGUACCGCGUGAUGGUGCUGGGCAGCGAGGGCGUGCGCGUCAUGGAGAGCGCUCUGACGGCCCGCGACAGGGUCGGCGUGCAGGACUUCGUCCUGCUGGAGAACUACACGAGCGAGGCGGCGUUCGUCGAGAACCUGCGCAGGAGGUUCAAGGAGAACCUCAUCUACACGUACAUCGGCUCCGUCCUGGUGUCCAUGAACCCGUACAAGGAGCUGGAGAUCUACAGCCGGCAGCACAUGGACCGCUACCGAGGAGUGAGCUUCUUUGAGAUCUCACCUCACAUCUACGCCGUGUCGGACAACGCGUACCGGUCCAUGCGGACGGAGCGGCGCGAUCAGUGCAUCCUGAUCUCGGGCGAGAGCGGCGCCGGUAAGACGGAGGCGUCCAAGAAGGUCCUGCAGUACUACGCGGUGACGUGUCCCGCCAGCGAGCAGGUGCAGACCGUGAAGGACCGCCUGCUGCAGUCGAAUCCCGUCCUGGAGGCGUUCGGGAAUGCCAAGACCCUACGCAACGACAACUCGAGUCGGUUUGGGAAGUACAUGGACGUCCAGUUUGACUUCAGGGGAGCCCCGGUCGGAGGCCACAUCCUGAACUACCUGCUGGAGAAGUCCCGAGUGGUCCACCAGAACCACGGAGAGCGCAACUUCCACAUCUUCUACCAGCUCAUCGAGGGCGGAGAGGAGGACCUGCUACGGAGGCUGGGUCUGGAGAGGAACCCGCAGCUGUACCAGUACCUGGUUAAGGGCAACUGUCCGAAGGUGAGCUCCAUCAACGACCGCAACGAGUGGAAGGUUGUGAGGAAAGCCCUGUCCAUCAUCGGCUUCUGCGAGGAGGAGGUGGAGGAGCUCCUGAACAUCAUCGCUAGUGUUCUUCACCUGGGCAACGUGCACUUUGAGGAGGAGGACAGCGGCAGCGCAGCAGUCACCACGGAAACGCAGAUAAAGUAUCUGGCGCGGCUGCUGGCUGUGGAUGGAACUCUGUUGAAAGAGGCCCUCACCCACAAGAAGAUCACUGCCAAGGGGGAGGAGCUCAUGAGCCCCCUGAACCUGGAGCAGGCGGCGUCUGCGCGGGACGCCCUGUCCAAGGCCGUGUACGGACGCACCUUCACCUGGCUCGUCAAUAAGAUCAAUGCGUCUCUGGCCUAUAAGGACGAGGUGUACCCCACCAGCCGGAGCGCCUCCGUCAUCGGACUUCUGGACAUCUAUGGCUUCGAGGUCUUCCAGCACAACAGCUUUGAGCAGUUCUGCAUCAACUACUGCAAUGAAAAGCUACAGCAGCUGUUCAUCGAGCUGACGCUCAAGUCGGAGCAGGAGGAGUACGAGUCCGAGGGCAUUGCGUGGGAGCCCGUGCCGUUCUUCAACAACAAGAUCAUCUGUGACCUGGUGGAGGAGAAGUUCAGAGGCAUCAUCUCCAUCCUGGACGAGGAGUGCCUGAGACCCGGGGAUGCCAGCGACAUCACCUUCCUGGAGAAGCUGGAGGACACGGUUGGGGGUCACCCCCAUUUCGUGACACACAAGCUGGCGGACGGAAAGGUCCGGAAGGUGCUGGGCAGGGAUGAGUUCAGACUGCUUCACUACGCCGGAGAGGUCAACUACAGUGUCAAUGGAUUUCUGGACAAGAACAAUGACCUUCUUUUCAGAAACCUGAAGGAGGUCAUGUGCCAGUCGGAGAACAACAUCGUGACGCAGUGCUUCGACAGGGACGAGCUCACAGACAAGAAGCGCCCGGAGACGACGGCCACUCAGUUCAAGAACAGCCUGGCCAAACUCAUGGAGAUCCUCAUGUCCAAGGAGCCGUCGUACAUCCGCUGCAUCAAGCCCAACGAUGCCAAGCAGCCAGGACGCUUCGACGAAAUGCUCAUCCGCCACCAGGUCAAGUACCUGGGCCUCAUGGAGAACCUGCGGGUGCGACGUGCCGGCUUCGCCUAUCGCCGCCGCUACGAGGUCUUCCUUCAGAGGUACAAGCCCCUGUGUCCGGAGACGUGGCCCAACUGGGACGGGCGGCUGGCUGACGGAGUGUCCACCCUGGUCAAACACCUGGGCUACAAGCCUGAUGAGUUCAAACUGGGCAGGUCAAAAAUAUUCAUCCGUUUCCCGAAGACCCUGUUUGCCACCGAAGACGCCCUGGAAGUGAAGAAGCACAGCAUAGCCACCAUCCUGCAGUCCAACUGGAGGGGCUACAGAGAGAGAUCCAAAUACCAAAGGCUGAGACUCGCUGCUAUCGCUAUCCAGUCAUGGUGGAGGGGUGUGUUGGACCGCCGAAGAGCCCGGAUCAGAAAGCAGGCCGCUGACACGAUCCGCAGUUUCAUCAAAGGUUUCAUCUACCGCAAUCACCCUCGCUGCCCCGAAAAUGAAUAUUUCCUGGACUAUGUGCGCUACUCCUUUCUCAUGAACCUGCGCAGGAACCUGCCCAAGAACGUCCUGGACAAGAGCUGGCCAAAGCCGCCCCCAGCUCUCAUCGAGGCCUCGGAACAUCUGCGCAAAAUGUGCAUGCAGAACAUGGUGCGGAUCUACUGCAGGAAGACCCAGCCUGAAUGGAAGAACCAGAUGGAGCAGAAGGUGACAGCAAGUGAGAUCUUCAGGGACAAAGACAGCUACCCCCAGAGCGUCCCAAAGCUCUUUGUAGGAACCAGACUCAGCACUGAAGAGAUCAACCCCAAGGUGCUACAGGCACUGGCCAACGACAAGGUCAAGUAUGCUGUGGCUGUUACCAAGUAUGACAGGAAGGGGUACCGUCCCCGAUCACGGCAGCUCCUGCUCAUGUCCACCUUUGCCGUCAUUGUGGAGCAGGGCAAGCUCAAGCAGCGCAUCGACUACUCGGCGCUCAGGGGCAUCUCUGUCAGCUCUCUCAGCGAUGGUGUGUUCGUGCUGCACUUACCAUUCGAGGACAAGAAGCAGAAGGGUGACGUGGUUCUGCAGACUGACCAUUUAAUCGAGGCCCUGACGAAGUUGGCCAUCAGUGCGGACAAAGUCAGCUGUGUCAACGUCAGCCAAGACAGUAUUAAGUUCACGGUGGGCCGGGGCAAGGAAGCGCUCAUCGACUUCACGGUCGGUCCGGAGCUGCUGAUCACGAAGGCCAAGAACGGACACCUGUCUGUGACGGCCCCUCGCCUCAAUUCAAGAUGAUGAUGCCGGUUGACUGCUUCAUACAGAAGAAAAUAUGCAAGAAAAGGAUUGCAUUCUUGGUCUCAUCACUCCUGUACAGCUGUCGACCAAAACACCUUAUGGAUGCCUUAUAAAUAUUUGCCUUAACAAAUUGAAUCGCUCCUUUGCCUUGGCCAAUCAGAUCGCGCCCUUGCCUUGACCAGCCAGAUUGCGCCUUUCCGUUGGCCAAUCAGGUCACGCCUUUGCCUUGCCCAAUCAGACUUUUCUUUGUGUUAACCAGUCAAUUCUUUUGCUCAUCUGCCAUCAUAUGUCUUAUUCAGUUAUCCAGUAAAACAUUUCCAGUUAAAGAAAUUCACAGCUUUUACGUUUUGUAUAUAAUACCCAACACUGUUAUAACAAGAAAUUCGCAUUUUUAGGAGUGAAUGUGUUUUAUUCAAAGUGUAUUUUAUUGAAUGUGCUCAUCUUGAGCUCUUCUGACUAGACUCUCAAGACCAGAGUUUUUAUAGAGUUUUGCUCCUGCUCGCCUACUGAUACCAUCCUCCUUGUCUUACUUUCUCAAAACCUGUCCGUGUUACACAUAAGAUUCACAGCUAACAAGCAGUAUGAAGAUGCUCGUUGACUUCGUGUGACCCUGUGCUCUUCCUGUUUGUGCACCUGGUUAUUUGUGUGAUUCCUUGCUGAAAAUAACCCGUCUUCAGCACAGCAAAGCGAGCAGGGAGGGUACCCUGUGGUUAUCGGUGAAGCUCCUGAAUGUCCGUUUCCAUACUGAGUUUCUUUCUCCUGCUCUUUGUGGUCAUCAUUGUUUGAGGUUGACUUGUAUUGGUCUUGUUCAGUCAAAGCUCAGUGCUCUUUGUUACUAAACUGAUCAUAGAGAGUUGCCAAACCCUGGUUAUCAAAGUUAUUUUACGGUCAAGGCACUGAAGUCCUUUCUGGAAGCAGGUAUUGCAGAUACAUAAAGGGCAGAUCCAAAAAAAUAGAGAAUUAUAUGAAAUACAUGUGUGGACUCGUUUUUAGCCUUCUUCAAUUUCUAUGCAGAAAGAGAUCUGACAUAAUUAGGAAAAGCGAAACUAAACUGCAUACAACUCUUUAGGAUGUCUUCAUCGUUACGCUGUGAUUGAAGGCUGAAAGUACAAUGUCGUUGUGCACCGAAGUGCGAAAAUACAACCUUCGAGCAACAAAUAGUGGUCUAAUUAUGGUAUCAUAACAGAAGGUGUUGGGUAGGUAUUUAUUUGCUCAACUUUGUGUUGAAGGUCAUUUUGAAAUCGUAUCAUAAUUCUGUGCUUUUGAGAACUGUCCUUUAUUAACAUUCUUGAACACACAAAAGGUAAAUUAAAUGAAUAUUUCAGUGAAGUGUUACAUAUGAUAAGAAUGCUCCAUCUAUGGUUAAAAGUGUCAGAAAGAGUGGGAGAGUGAGUGUGAAGGUAUGAGAAGAUGCCUGGAAGUAGGGGUGGCACAGCACGGUGGUUUCGGAUGUUUGAACCUCAGCUCGGGUUAAUUAGACGUUCAGAAGAAAUCUGAUUAAUUUGACAAGCAGUUGUCCUGAGCUUGAUGUAUGGACUGUCAGCAUUCAAUUCAGUCAUGCCAAACAAGUCAACUCCCCAUCUACACAUGCAAAAAAGAAUGAAUGGAAUGUAUUUUUAGUUUUUUAAGCAUAGUUACUUCUGUUUUUCUUGGAAGCGUGCCUCCCGAAACACUUAAACAGAAAGCCAAUCAGCAAUGUCAAGUGCAGUUUUUUUUUUCCCCAAAAGAGUUUGAUGUUGCUCAUGUGCCUCAUGUUUGUAGUUUUCAUGUCAUUGAACAUGUGUUGUUAGUGUGUGAUCCGGUCUGCAUUCUGCAGCUCAGUUAUUGUCGCCGUGUCUGAAAGAGAUGGUCUGGUUUCAUUCACGCUUGGCCGUGUCCUUCCUAACAACAUCUUUCACGUCAAAAUCGGGUGCUUCAGAGUAAUAAACUAUACAGCCCGUAUUGAUGCACAUUUGUAUGUGUACGGACAGUAUGUUUAUACAUAUGCAAUUUAUCAAACUGCAGCUAAUUCAUCUGUGUUAAAUACCAGUAUUUAUCCCUUUCAUUGCAUGUUUAUCCAAAAUCUCUGUGUAGUGAUUUUCGGGUUGAGUUAUUUGUGUGCACAUUCUUAUGUAACGUGAAUAACACACUAAGACAUAAAAAAUAAAAAGGAGAAUUAUGAAGAAAUAAAAAGAAAACUGGUCAU
Molecule: messenger RNA, 5545 nt
Organism: Scleropages formosus (Asian bonytongue)
Lineage: Eukaryota; Metazoa; Chordata; Actinopteri; Osteoglossiformes; Osteoglossidae
Product: unconventional myosin-Ic-like
Exons: 32
Coding region: 232-3360 (1042 amino acids)
Biological process (GO): actin filament-based movement; actin filament organization; endocytosis
Cellular component (GO): actin cytoskeleton; cytoplasm; microvillus
Molecular function (GO): actin filament binding; microfilament motor activity; ATP binding
Source: RefSeq, a predicted model, not a curated record